CUGUUUAGCCACGCCUCAGAUCUGUACAGAUGUUUAGCAAUCUUUAAAAAAGGGCAAUACAUUGCGUCAGACAAAAAUAGCAAAGCUUUCAAAAUUGAAACGCAAAUAAGUUAACACAGAGAGUACUGAUACUCAUUCAUAAAGAGCCGGGAUUUAGGACCGACAAAAAAGAGCUUCCACGUGCGACAAAAUGAUUUUUUGUUUUAGUAUUAAGAAUAUUGUGGCUAGCGCCAUAAAAUCUUGCAAUUACCAAUACCGCCAUGCGAGAACUUUUCGAGGAGGACAGUCUACAUUCAGUGCUGUCCAGCUGAAAGGUCGUAGCUUUCUGACUCUAAAAGAUUUUAAUUCAGAGGAAAUCAAGCACCUCUUAUGGACAGCAGCAGACCUGAAGCACAGAUUAAAAAACAAAGGACAGUUUCUUCCGUUGCUUCAGGGCAAGUCCAUUGCCAUGAUUUUUGAGAAGAGGAGCACCAGGACAAGAAUAUCCACAGAGACAGGCUUUGCGCUGCUGGGAGGGCACCCCUGCUUCCUCACCACACAAGACAUUCAUCUGGGAACCAACGAGAGUACCGCUGACACAGCAAGAGUGUUGUCUGGACUGACUGACCUGAUCCUAGCCCGAGUUUACAGCCAGUCCACGAUCGACGAGCUGGCCAAAGAGGCUUCUGUCCCGGUAAUCAACGGGCUGUCCGACCUGUACCACCCCAUCCAGAUCCUAGCAGACUUCCUCACCCUUCAGGAGCACUAUGGGUAUUUAAAUGGAUUGACAUUGUCAUGGAUUGGUGACGGUAACAACGUGUUACACUCAUUUAUGAUGGCGGCUGCGAAACUUGGCAUCCAUCUUAGAAUUGCUACCCCAAAGGGAUAUGAGCCUGAUGCUAGUGUAACCAGAGAAGCUGAGAAAUUGUCAAAAGAGUGUGGUACCAAAUUGUUCCUUACCAACAAUCCCGUGGAAGCUGCUCGUGGGAGCAAUGUGUUGGUGACUGAUACUUGGAUAAGUAUGGGCCAAGAGGAGGAGAAGAAACAGAAACUGAAGGAUUUCCAUGGUUACCAAAUUACCAUGCAGACUGGAAAGGUGGCUGCCCCAAACUGGACAUUCUUGCACUGCCUGCCCCGCAAACAGGAGGAAGUAGAUGAUGAGGUCUUCUACUCCCAGCGCUCUCUGGUCUUCCCAGAAGCAGAGAACAGGAAGUGGACGAUCAUGGGCCUGAUGGUCUCCCUGCUAACUGAGUACACACCUCAGACACCAAAACCCAAGUUCUGAUCCAUGGAGAAGAGAGAACAAUAGUUCAUUACAACAGAAUCUUCUGGAUGAUGUGUUCCAAAACAUCAUAGCCUUUACCUUGUGAUUUAAAGUAAUUGUAGCUAACAAUAUCACAACAGAAAUCUUAGCAAUUUUGCAUUUCCAUCAGCUACAUAGGUCUCAGAUGUGCAGUUUUAAAGGAAACACGUGUUAUUUGAAUUUUCAAAUAGGAGAUCUUGUAAUACUUGAGGUUAAAGGAAGCUCUAUUUGUUCUUCCUGGGUCAUUUCACUGACUGAAAGCAUGUUAGUCAAUAAGGGAAGCAGCUGAUUGGUUAUUGGAAGGAAAGGAGUGGAGACAAUUCCGCUCUCCAGGUCAAAUUACCCAGGAAACACAGUCAGAAAGCAUGGCUUCCAAACAGGUUUACUUUAACUUAGUGUAACAGUACAUUUGAGACCCAUACGAUGAAUCUAUGUGCAUGGCAGAUACGUUUUAGUUUGUUUUUGAAAAAAAAAAAAAACUCCCUCUGAACCCUUUUUAUCCCCAUUUUAAGAUGUGAUUUUUUACUACAAAGAUCACAUUUUGUAAUUCAAAUUUUGACAUUUCUAGUGUGCCCGGUUACUGUAGCAAGAAUGUAUUAAAUUAGUUUUGCAUAUUUACCUCAUGAAACAUCUUUCGGUAACUAUGCCUCUGCCCAUGCAUCUUCCACUGCUCAGUUCUCAACUUUUCAGAUGGCUUCUUCAUAUUGUAUGUGUUCUGGAAACUCCUGAGGAAAAAUAUAAUGAUACCGUUCAGUUUGAUUUGUGACAAUUGCAGGCUUGGACCAAAAAAAAUAAAUAAAUAAAUACUCUCUUGUGUUCGUAAUACUCACAUUGCUGAUACCUCAGAUAUUUAGGUAUGGCUUCUUUGCAGGUUAUAUUACCAUUGCGUGCAUUAUCUGGGAAAAAUCCUUUCCGCUAUCAAGUCGGAUUAUUCUUUGGCAAUAUCAGUGAUACCAAGCACAUGCUCUGAUAUAGUGUAUUCACAUUUGGUUCUGUAUUCUAAGGUUCUCUCAAUGUUUUAGUGCUGGUGCUGUCAAGAACAAAAUAAAAAAUCCUUUCACUGCCAUGUUGUUUAACAAGUGUGUUCUAUUAGUGGAGAAAUAGGUCAAGUGUGAGAUAGGUAGCUAAGGCAGCACUGACAAGGCUGAAGUUUUAAAAUGAUUACUGCCAAGCAGUACUUCAGUGAUUUAGGGGUUGGAAAUACUAUGAAGCCUGUUCUCUAGACUGGCUGUAGUGAAAGCACAGUACCCGUUACAAAAUCAUCUACUUUCGUCCCUCUGUCUACAGCUGUCAGAUCUCCCUUCUUGACUGGAAAUCAUUUGCAACAUACUGGGAGGUGUAGUAUACAUAAAAAUCUUAGUUGAUUGUACAUUGACCCUUUCAGUGGGAUUAGCUUUCCUUGUGUAAAUAUAAAUGACACCAAUUAAAUGUUUGGAUUGUGAAAAAUAAAUGAAAGGCUGUUUAGAAUUCACAGACGGUGAUAGAGAUGCACACCUGCUGUGGGGUAGUGAGGCAGACUGAAUCAGGUUGUUUACACAGGAGUACAAGACCUCUCUAAUAUCAGCUUAUUGCUUCUUGCCAAGUGAAAGACUGCAGUUUAUCAGAUUAAAGCUGCAGAACUGAGCUACCAGUGCACAAAAUCCUGUAACAAUUUCUCUAAGCAGGUAACAUGUUAUAUAAGUGUACUGUACUCUUGAAAUUAUCCCUUAAUAGAGACUGCCCUGCAUACAAGGGAGAUUAUGUAUACAUGCUUAUGAGAAAAAUAAGUAUCAGUCAUCAGCUACUAUUCAUGGUGGUUAGAUACUGUCACAGGACUUGCAUAGACAAACACUUUAAAACAAGCAGUGACAUGACUGAAGCUGCUACCAUAAACAGUAUGCAGAAUAAGUUAACUAGUGACAAGCACAUUCAAUGAAAAAUCUGAUUUACAUUUUUUUUAACAGAUUUCAAAUGUAGUGGCCAGUCGUGUUAAUGGUUGAUGGAUGAUAUGCUUUGAAUCUUAAAACUCUUAUUGGAACAGGGUUUAAUAAAGAAGAACAUUACGGUCAACGGUUGAUGAUCUCAAAACUUUGUCGAGUUGGUUCUUAAAGGAUCCUGGUAAUUGAGCAUCAAUAACAUGGCUAGGUAAUCCAUUCCAAAGCUAUGUCGUGCUAGGUUUGAAGACAUGUCUCCACACCCUACGUACGUCACCACUUAACUGUGUUCUCUGAUCCUGGUUUCUGUGCUGUUAUUAAAGUAUUGGUUAAGGUUAACUUUGUCAAUUCCUUUUAAGAUUUUAAAGGCUUCAAUCAAGCCCUGCCUUUCUUCUUUGUUCUACUAGAUUCAAUUAUUUUUUGGGGAGGUUAAUUAAAGGAGCUCAUACAUCCACCAGAGUUGUUUCUCACUAGUUCUGUAACAUUUGCAGUUUGUUUUUCUUUUUACAAAAAACUAUGAAAAUUUAGCACAGUGGUAAAUGCUUUGAAUAUGCUCUGUACUGUUUUACUAACACUGACAUAGAACCACUUCCAUUUUGACAAAAUAAACACAUUUAAACA
Messenger RNA from Polyodon spathula (Mississippi paddlefish), 3816 nucleotides. RefSeq names its product ornithine transcarbamylase (gene otc). The transcript has 10 exons. NCBI's taxonomy places the organism in Eukaryota, Metazoa, Chordata, Actinopteri, Acipenseriformes, Polyodontidae. Gene Ontology annotation, cellular component: mitochondrion. Gene Ontology annotation, biological process: L-citrulline biosynthetic process. Gene Ontology annotation, molecular function: amino acid binding; ornithine carbamoyltransferase activity. The record is from RefSeq and is a predicted model, not a curated record. Bases 191 to 1264 code for a protein of 357 amino acids.